AUGGCGGCUGGGGUUACGGUGGCCGUGGUUGCUACCCACAAGGCGGAUAUGGUGGCUUGGGCUAUGGUGGGUACGGAUAUGGCGGCUGCGGUUAUGGGGGCCUCUAUGGCCGUGGCUCUAGCUGCUAUCAGCCAUGCUAUGGCUACGGAUCCAGGCGUGGAAGCUUCUCUUACCCCAUCGUCCGAAGGAACAGCAUCUGUGGACCCUGCGGACCCUGCGGACCCUGCUAAGCCCUGGAGAGGACCUUCUAGUGGAACGUGA
Messenger RNA from Podarcis lilfordi (Lilford's wall lizard), 261 nucleotides. NCBI's taxonomy places the organism in Eukaryota, Metazoa, Chordata, Lepidosauria, Squamata, Lacertidae. The record is from the annotation of a GenBank genome assembly.